Messenger RNA from Branchiostoma floridae (Florida lancelet), 1948 nucleotides. RefSeq names its product HIG1 domain family member 1C-like. NCBI's taxonomy places the organism in Eukaryota, Metazoa, Chordata, Leptocardii, Amphioxiformes, Branchiostomatidae. The coding region runs from base 177 to 566 and encodes 129 amino acids. Gene Ontology annotation, cellular component: mitochondrion. Gene Ontology annotation, biological process: mitochondrial respirasome assembly. The transcript has 4 exons. The record is from RefSeq and is a predicted model, not a curated record.
CCAGCUUCAAAACACAGAGCAGACACCACAUAUUUAGCACCCUCGCGCAGUAGGAAGCCAGAAGGAUAUCUUGGGAUCCUACGCGCAGUAGACAUCAGUUGAGGAACGGCAACAUAUCCCUCUGGCCUUCUAAUAGUAGGAACUUGUACUAUCAACAAGACAUUACCAUUUCCAAGAUGACUGGAUCAAAUGAGAAGAAGCCACCACAAUUCGAAAUGACAACGUCAACAGAUGCCCAGGACUAUGAGCACAGAAGCAAGCUAUGGGAGAAGUCUAUGAAAGAGCCUAUGGUUCCAAUUGGCUUGGCGGGUACUGUGGCGGCAGUAAUGUACGGCGCGGUGAACUAUCGGAAGUACCGGCGAGCGGGAAUGUCCACGUCCGUAUUCCUGAUGCAGUUCCGAGUCAUCGCGCAGUCCAUGGUGGUCGGGUGCAUGACGUUAGGCGUCGGGUACACACUAGUCUCUGACUACAUCUUGAAACACCGGCAACCAAAAGCAUCUCCGACAUAUUAUACCGACCAAGUUCAAGAUUAUAGGCAAAUGGAGAGCAAUUUUUGGAAGGAAUAGUUACUAUGUGAUUGGUGUGAUCAAGUCAUGUGACAAGAUUGGCUCCUAUUGGUUACUUUGAAUCAUGUGACCGGAGAAAUUGACAAGGUGAUAAGAGAAGCACUGGAUGCAGUUGGGCAUUGGAAACAGCCAAUCAGAAAGAGUUUAGAAAGUGACGGUGAAUCCAAUAGGGGACGGAGGCUUGUGAUGUAGAAAAGGGUUUUUGGCAAUGGCUAUAUAACUAAAGGUGAAACUAUUGUCUUAUCAAAAUUUGCAAAAACCCACUUUCUGUAGCUGAAGCACUUCAGAUAUAAACAUCCCGGCAUUGUGCUGCUGCUAAAUGCAUUUGUAACAGUCCUGUCCUGUGACCAACAACAGACGCACUUUGCAUAUCAAUAAAAACACCAUUUACAGUUUGAAACAAAAGGUAAAACUUGAACAACAAGCUUUCAUUGUAGCAUGAAACAGGGCUUUCUCCAAUGGGAGAUUUAAAGAGAGCUUAUGAGAGAAGAUUUUAUGAUACAUUUGGUAUCUUGUAGUGAGAUUUGAUAAUUCAGAUCACAAUGCAAGGCAUCAUAUAAAGAAAGACUUACUGUGAAUAGGUGCUUAUGAUAGAUUCUACUUUGUGAAGAAAGAAGAAAAGCUUAGAGCAGUCAGGUUGUGCCUUUGAGAGGCUGGAUUACGAUGUUAAGACCAAACGUGUCAAAGAAAAAUAAGGCUUAGCCUUUUUAAAUGUGCACAUAUGCGAGCUUUGUCUGAAUAGCGUGUAACGACUGUGUCACAGAUGCUAUAAAUACAUUGAGGUCAAUAUGGUACAAAGCUUUGCACUCUAGAUCUGUAGAAUGUCAUUUUGUACAUGUGCAGACGAUCUAUAUAAGAAAUGUAGUCAUACCGAACUAGGGAACAAACUACACUGUACAAACUACAUAGUAAUGCCUGCAAGUCACACGUGCUAUCAACAAUGAAUUUAGUCCAAGUGGUAGAGUGCUGUCUACAACGAAGCUCCUAUAUAUAUGGAUAUAGCCUUUGAACAGAUCUAUUACACUUGUAGCACAGUCUGCUGAUUGUCGUGCCUUCAAUGUUUAGUGAUCCCACUGGAAUUGCAGGUCAUCCGUAAAUGAUGAACUGUGCUGAGUGUUACUGGCUAGUGUAAGAUUGGGAAAUUUGAGUUUGAGUUUAGUUUGCACACAGUAUUUUGUUCUAUGUGAUGUUGUAAAGUGUACAUUAAAGAUACUGCGUAUAUGAAACAACCACAUUUAACCCUUUUCAUACAUGUAUACCAACUACAGUCAAACCUGAUCUAGCAGCCACCUCUGUAUGGACAACCCUGUGGCCACUUUUUUUAAGCACAUGGCUUUUCCUGUUAAGAUUCUAAGAACUAAUAAAGAUUAUCUUAUCUGGAA